AUGUGUGAUCCAUUUUUGAGAACUUGGAAACUAAUUUCAAGUGAAAGGUUUCAUGACAACAUGAAGGAGCUGGGUAUGUGCUUUGCCACUAGGAAAAUAGCUGGAGUUGCCAAGCCCAAUGUAAUUUUCAGCUGCAUUGGAGAUUUUAUAACUAUCAAGACAGAGAGCAGUUUCAAGAACACUGAGAUUUCCUUCAAAGUGGGAAAAGAAUUUGAUGAGAUCACAGCAGAUGACAGAAAAGUAAAGGGUGUUGUGAUGCUAGAUAAUGGCUCACCCAAUCAGAAGCAGAAAUGGAAUGGUAAAGAGACAACAAUAAAAAGAAAAAUAGUGGAUAGGAAAAUGGUUGUGAAGUGUGCUAUGAAGAAUAUUACCUCCACGAGAAUGUAUGAGAAAGCAUGAAAAAUCCAAACUGG
This is a messenger RNA of Candoia aspera, 413 nucleotides long. Its product is annotated as fatty acid-binding protein, adipocyte-like. Gene Ontology annotation, cellular component: cytosol; nucleus. NCBI's taxonomy places the organism in Eukaryota, Metazoa, Chordata, Lepidosauria, Squamata, Candoiidae. The transcript has a single exon. Gene Ontology annotation, biological process: fatty acid transport. Gene Ontology annotation, molecular function: fatty acid binding. Bases 1 to 399 code for a protein of 132 amino acids. The record is from RefSeq and is a predicted model, not a curated record.